AUGCACGAAACCAAGCAAGGCUUAGUCACUCCUUCCCCAUUACAUUGUCAUAAAGAAGACGAUAUCCUGAGGCUAAACGGAUUCACAAACCUUCUCCUCUGGUCUAGCUCCGUAUCCGCCGACUUCUUCACGGCCAAAUCCUGCGAAGUCGGCAACAACAUCGACUUAGGCCAUCUGCUCUCCAUCACCGAUUUCCACACCGCAAUUGGUCACAGCGGCACCUGGGAAGACAUAACCGAAUACGAAACCUUUGACGAGGAAAAUGGAAACCAACAGGAACAAAUCUUGAGCCCCUUCGCACCCGUAACUACAGGCCUCAUCCGCCGCAUGGAUUACUGCAGCGAAAGCACAGGAAUCACGAAGAUGGCGUGUCUAGUCGGAAUUGGUUCUGGGGUACGGGUGAUUUACUAUAACAAUGGUGGCCAUGAUGAGCUGAAGGGUUUGGAUGUUAAUGAGACUAACGCUGUUGACUAUCGCUUUUCUCUGCCUUAUUUACUGGACCAUGAGGAAAAGCCGGAUUACAGCAGUAUGCCAAAUAGUCUCGAGGCGCGAAGUGAUACAGAACUUGAUCGAACGCUCUCUACAUCAUUUGCCUUCUCCCCAAAUACGGCGGAGGAAUCUUCAGCAACCUUGACCCAGACCGACACUACCAGCACACGAACUGUUCAAUCCCGUGCAAGAACCAGUAACUACACAAUCAAUACAUCCAAAACAGCAAGGGAAUUUUUGAUAUCAGCAGCGAUACUGGAUUUCUUGCAAAUCGUAAAGAUCUGCGAAAUAAAAUCUUCAACUUCAUCAGUGCUCGGAGUUUUCCGCUGGAGUGUGAUCAAAUCCAAUAAUCUCCAAAUACAGCAAAUUAAAUACCAGAGCCAAGCCAUCAUGUCUCGCGAAUAUGCUCAAUCCCAGACCAUGAAGCUCUGUGUGAGUUUCUUGCACAAGAGAUCUAUCUUCGACCCGGCCCGCAUUGAGUUCUACGCGCCACAGCCAGACGCCUUCGCGUGUGUCGAUUGUCAGAGGCGCGAGGUUGCCUAUCAGAAGAGAAUAAGGCCUGGAAAGUAUUUAUUUUUCGGUAUCGCGAAAGUGGAGCUUGAUGAGUUCGACUGGCUCCCACAUAGAUUUCUUAUGGCCAUCACAUCGGACGUUUAUCGGCUAGGGCUUAGGGCCCAUGGCCACUAUGAGGAAAAGAAUGGGCUCGCUACUGGUGACAUUUAAUCGCAGCUUUCCUGACAAGACAGUCGUCGAUGUUCGAUCGCGAUGCACGGCCCCUCCACCAUACGGGGACGAUACGGAUUAUGAGCCUAAUACGUGCCCUUGAACGGAACGAGAUUACAGUGCAUG
This is a messenger RNA of Aspergillus ruber CBS 135680, 1338 nucleotides long. RefSeq lists its product as uncharacterized. Lineage: Eukaryota; Fungi; Ascomycota; Eurotiomycetes; Eurotiales; Aspergillaceae. The record is from RefSeq and is a predicted model, not a curated record. The transcript has 5 exons. Bases 1 to 1212 code for a protein of 403 amino acids.